This is a messenger RNA of Pomacea canaliculata, 4330 nucleotides long. Its product is annotated as protein toll-like. Lineage: Eukaryota; Metazoa; Mollusca; Gastropoda; Architaenioglossa; Ampullariidae. The transcript has 4 exons. The record is from RefSeq and is a predicted model, not a curated record. Gene Ontology annotation, biological process: signal transduction. The coding region runs from base 1117 to 4296 and encodes 1059 amino acids. Gene Ontology annotation, molecular function: protein binding.
AAAACUCACCACAAGCAGGAUUUGCCUCAGUGUCGCUUGGGCUGCGCAAAAUUUUGCCUACAGAACAUUCACUGGGAAAGGACAUGGGUGAGACGGAUCCUGCAAGACAUCUGUAACAUCAUGGUGACUGUGCCUACUGUGACUAAUGUCACGUGAUCAGUCCAUAGUGUCAUGGAAGUUCUACUUCAAGUGUCGUGAAUAAUGUGUAGAUAUUCGUGUUUAAGAGAUUUGUUCAGAAAUCUGGUUCUUGAGGCCAGAAAUCUGAACAAACCGGUCUCUUGCUGGCUACGGGCGAUGAGGAGUGACAACCGUUCUGAGGAGCGUCGUCGCUACAGACCAGAGUAACGACUAAACCAGCUUCAUCAUCCUACUCAUCCUUCUGUCUAUCAUUCUCUGGCGACAGACGCAGUAAACGAUUAGUGUUAUGCGCAGUUCACUGGUGAUGGAGGAGGACGGAAAGCAAGACCGCAGCAGGUCAAGUGGACACUGUCUCUUCUUCCGUUUUAAGGCUGGCAGAGGUGAAAGGUCAGUGAUGGAGAUACACAGACAUCUGGCGACACUCCUGCUCGUUCACAAGAACCGAACGACAUGAAGAGUCCAGCAAGCCUGCAGGCCAGUGAACUGUGGAUACAACAGCUGGAAUCGGUAAAUUACCUGAAAGCCUAACUCGGCAAUAAAUUUUGCAGGAAUGUUGAUUGAACGCGAUGCUCCCAUAUGAUGCUAGUGUGAUGGAUUAUCAGGAAAGUUCCAGAUGGCCUUAGACUAGAGGGGAAGGAGUGGGUAAGUCAAAUGCACAAGGAGGAAGUCGAGGACAGUCGUCAUCCAUCGUCUGUGUUCAUGUUCAUGUGUGUCACCGAAAUACCAACCGGAUAUCGUCUGCUUCAAAUUCUCAAACCACGCAUGCGCAAAUGAAGCGGCGAUGACAGACUUUGGACCUGAAGGAAGACGCAGUGCAGCGGAUGGCGAGAUUCUGAGAUGCUUGGAGUGAUCAGCCCGGAACCUGAUGUCUGAUCGCAAACCUCAGUUUGUGGGAUCAGGAAGAGACCCAACCUCCGGAUCGUGAUUCUGGUUCAACUCCCACAAAAGAAGAGAAAGAACAGUAAUAAACAUCAAAAGAUGGGAUGGUGGAGGGUUGCUGCCCUUGCCAUUGCGACCAGUGUCUGGAUUAUUAAAGCUGACGCUCAGUCAGUGACAGACAACUCUACCACCUCCAGCAACAACAUAGAUAACACCACUGUCACUGGAACUACGGACAGCACCUACCUGACUAGUUCUUCCAACGACGGUAACGUCACAGACCAAGAUGGCUCCUCUAACAGUUCCGAAGGAACCCAGGUGAACACCAGGUGCCGGAUGGAGUACACUACUCUGACACGAGAUAGUCUUUUCUCCAUCCAUGGCUACAUCUUGCCAUAUCACGUAAUGGUUCGCUCCUUUUCAGGCGAGAGGGACGAUGACGACGAUAGCACCAACCGAACCGUGUGCUUCGUGACUCGGAGCGACCUCGAAAGCAAACUCAAUUCUUCCGACGGGCCGCCGAUCAUCGGGAUGUUUCAUUUCGCUUGCAGAUCCUCCAACAUAGAAGUCAUGUUCCUUGAGGACGAGGAAGUCAGCACCAAUACUACUUCUGAACCAAGGGUCGGUGACAGAGUUUCAAGUUCCCAGGGACAUAGGUUCUACUCUCGCUACAUUUCCUAUUUUCAGAUCGAGCGGUGUAGGGUUUCUCUUCGUGGUGCAUGGAUGGUGGCAAGCAUGACGGAUCUCAGAGUCUUUAGCAGCUACGGUGAAAACAGCUUAAACCUUCAGGAACUGCAGCAGGAUACUAAACUUUGCGAUACGUUUCGAAAUGCUGUCGCCUUCAGUGUCAUCAACAACUGGGCCGUGGAAGAUGACUUGCACCUUCUGGCCACCUGCACGGGAAAGCUCGAGAACGUUGUAGAAGUCGUUCUUGCCAACGUUAGUUUAAAAACAUUUCCAGAAAUGCUCCACACUGUGAUGCCCAACCUACGAGCUCUGGAGUUAAGUAACAACCAUCUAUGGGAACCGGUAGAUUUUGAUUGGAUGCCAGGCUUCGCGGAGCUGCCGCGAAAUCUGUCGAGGACCUUCCAGUUCAACAACCUCUACAGCUUCUACGGAGCCAUUGAUAUACAGCCCAACCUAUUUCGUAGGGUGUACAUUUUAAACGGAAACAAUAUAACUAACAUUACACACUUUUAUUUCCGAGGAGAGUUUCAGUACGUCUCCCUCGAACGAAAUGGCAUGACAGAAAUUGGAGAGGAGGUCUUCUAUCGCAUUCCUGACUUGCAGUUUCUGAGUUUGGCUGACAAUGUCCUUGAAAGCCUGCCAGAAAACCUGUUCUCAAGCCUCCGCAAGCUCAAGCGACUAGACUUGCAGGGAAACAGAUUAAAGUAUUUACCAACGAAUUUGUUCAGAAACCUUUUGCAACUCCAGCAGCUGAAUUUGGAAGGAAACAAGUUGGAGAAGCUGCAGGAUGGUUUGUUCUCUAACCUGGAACAUCUGACCUCUGUCCGUCUCAAGGGAAACAACCUUAUGCACGUGUCAGACAAGGCUUUCGAUACUCUUUCUAUUAAACUGUCCUUACUCGACCUGAGUGAGAAUCCUUUGAAGGAAAUCCCACCAAUCAUCUUUCUUCUGCGAGGGUUGGUCAACACAAAUCUGGAGUCUACAGAUAUAGAGAUCCUCGACUUUGUAGAGAUCAUCAACCGGACUUCAACCUACAGGAUAUUGGAAAAUCUGAGAAACCCAACUUCUGGAGAAUAUGUCAACCUUAAAAUAGCUCCUGACUUCCAGAGGGUCGUUUCUCUGAGGAAUAGCAAGCUACGGUCCAUUGUGAUGUAUAACUCGACUGAGGAGACAGUUAACACCUUUACGCUGCUGGCCAAGUACUUCACCUUCCAGACAGAUGGCGCCCACCUGUCAUGUGACUGCAACAUUCUAAAUGUGACUCACCUGGUGACGGAGAUUAGGGAAAAGGGGGCCUUAAGUGGAACGGAGGCGUUGUUCACUGGCUGGACGUGUUCGUGGCCGGACGAGCUGAGACAAAGAACUGUGGCCAGUCUCCGGGACGAGGAGACUUACUGUCCUUUUCGCAAGGAACGAAACCUUACUGAGAUCGAGACAAGAUGUCCGGAUCCGUGUAAUUGCUACGUUCGCACGGGUGUUUCUACUAUCAUCGUUGACUGUCAGCACGCGCGUCUGACGUCACUUCCAGCCUUUGUUCCAGCCCGUACGAGGGAGUUGUGGCUGCAGAACAACACGAUCAAGACGGUGGAAGAACUACCGUACCUCCAGCAGCUGGAGACCCUCAAGUUAAGCGCCAAUAACCUGCAGGACCUGCCAAAGAAGGUCUUAGAUCAACUGACGUCACUGCGAGUGCUGCACGUGGACGACAACUGGCUGACAACCCUUCUCCCUGACCUGGGCGAUUUGCAGCAGCUUCGGAGCGUCCGACUGUCGGGGAAUCCCUUCCGCUGCGACUGCAACACCCGCUGGCUGAAGCGCUGGGUGCUGGACCCGGAGGUAGAGGUGGAGGACUGGAAUGACAUAAAGUGCAGCCUGGACGACGACGAGGGCCAGCUGAUCACGAGAGUUCCGGACGAGAAGUUCGUCUGCAAGAUUGCGCCCAGCCUCACGCAGUUGGCCGUCCCCAUCGCUGUUCCUGUGUCGCUGGCGCUGCUGCUGGUGAUUGUGGCCGUCAUCGCCUUUAUCUGCCGACGUCAGCUAAAGGUGCAGCUGUACAUCUACACCGGUCUUCACACCUUUGACCGUGACCCCUCUGACGACCGAUUUCUGUACGAUGUGACAGUGUGCUGCUCAUUGGGGGAUCAGGACUGGGUGCUGACAAACGUGGUAACGGUUUUGGAGAUGGCUUACAACUACAAAGUCUUCUUCCUUAACCGAGACGCAUUCUUGGGUUACUCCAUCAGCAACAACGUGCGUCACUGCGUGAAAAACAGCCGGCGGUUGGUAGUGAUUCUGUCCAAAGGCUGGGACAGCGAGGAAACGUUGGUCACAGCCGUCCAUCAAGGGUUGGACAAGUGCCGCAAGGACAUGGUCCACUUCUUGACCGUUGUCCUGCACGAGAUCUCACCCAGGGACAUUCAGGACAAGGACUUGCAGCAGUUUGUGAAGAAAGGUCGCUUUUUGACGACUUCUGAAAAUCACUUUCACAAGAAGCUGGCCUACGAAAUGCCUCAUCUUCAGACGGACAAAAUCUUCCUAUGCUGCCGAAAAGUGCGAAAGCUGAGGGUGUUGUCAAGUUUCACGACAUCGUAGCCAUCGCUGAAAACGAACAGAAUGUUAUUCUGGA